Molecule: messenger RNA, 717 nt
Organism: Melampsora larici-populina 98AG31
Lineage: Eukaryota; Fungi; Basidiomycota; Pucciniomycetes; Pucciniales; Melampsoraceae
Exons: 3
Coding region: 1-717 (238 amino acids)
Source: RefSeq, a predicted model, not a curated record
AUGUCUACAAACAUUCGAAAACCUAGUCUUGUAGAUAACAACACAUCGUCUCCACCUAUUGUCAGCCAAACUGAAACUAGCGAUAACUUAUCCAGUACUUCUACCUCCCGCGGUAUGAUCAUGCCUGCAGGAGAAUCGAAUGAAGAGGUGUCGGAAGCAGAUAACCGGGACGCGGAACAGCAGUCAUCUAGUGAUGACGUUUCUGAUAUUUCAAGCGAACUGUCACUCCCGUUCCGAUGUUUAUUCAAAACGAGGAGCGGUUUUAUAUUCUUUGUUCAAGUCCAUGAUUUUGAAGAAGCCACGUUAACUUACAACAUCAAACAAGACAUUCGCGACAAGCCUUCCAAACUGGUUGUGUACAAAUCGUAUAAACCAUUUGUCUGUGGCUCUGUAUCACGUGAUAUACUUGAUCGCUGGGUAUUCAGAUAUGUUCAAGUUGAAAGCGAACUGGUCAAAGGACCGAUCUGGGCGAAGUUCAACAAAACUUGGCGAUCGAUGGAGGAUCAUGGUCGUGAUGCGGCAUUUGAGAGAGUGCGAUCCAACUUGUAUGCUGCCAAAAUGUUGAGGCACUUUCAGAAAGCUCUCAAGACACGAUGGGUAACACCUGAAAAAGUGUUGAAGAAGAAAUCCAAGUUAUUAAGACGGACCCUACACGCAACUUCAAGGGGAUUGCAGAACCAGCUACCAUUCGGUCGAACUCGGUGGAAUUAUAGAUAG